Messenger RNA from Rotaria sp. Silwood1, 1116 nucleotides. The record is from the annotation of a GenBank genome assembly. NCBI's taxonomy places the organism in Eukaryota, Metazoa, Rotifera, Eurotatoria, Philodinida, Philodinidae.
AUGACUGAAGAACAACAAGUACCACUUCAUUCUAUAUCAGCUGAUGUAGUCAAAACAUCUGAAAAAUCUUCAUUAUCUUUUAUUGAAAUUUUAUGGCAUCGACUACGUGAACAUUCGGGAAUUUGGUACAUGUUAGCAGCAAAUAUAAUAUUUUCUUGUUGUACAUUUGCAUUAAAACUUAUUCCAGCUGAUAUGUUUGAUAUAAUGAUUACUCGAUUUUUAUUACAAUCAAUAGUAUUUGGGUCAUAUGCUGCUUUUUAUAAACAUUAUAAAGUAUUUACUACUAAUGGACAACCUAUCGCUUGUACGUUGAAUAUUUUAAUGUCAAGUGGAACAAAUUUAACAUAUUUAGCUGCAUUUUAUUUUCUUCCAUUGUCGGAUUUAAAUGCUAUUAAAUAUACAUAUAUUGUUUGGGCAGCAAUAUUAUCUGUUAUAUUUUUUAAAGAACAUUUUAAGGUUGUGAAUGCUAUUGCAUUAAUAUUAACAAUAGUUGGAUUAAUACUUGCUACAAAGCCUCAAUCUUUAAUUAAAUUGUUAAGUAGUUUAUUUGAUCAAUCAACAUUAUCUACAAAUAUAACAUUAUCUAUGAACAGAACAAUAUCUACAACUACAAUAAUAUCUUCUACAGAAAUCAGCUCAUCCUAUUAUUAUUUAGGUAUUCUUUUCGCUUUUAUAUCAUCAUUAACAAAAGCGACGCAAAUGGUUGCGAGAAAACAAUUGGUUAAAAAGAAACAACCAUAUUCUGUGAUGAAUUUUCAAUUCACAGCAUUUGCUUUAGUUGUCGCAUUGAUUUAUAGUAUUGUUCGAAGAUUUUGGCAAACAGAUCCAUAUCCAUGGAAAUGGAUGUUUACAGUUGGUAUUGUUCUUGGGUGCUGCUAUUUAAUAACAAAUACAUUUUAUGCUAAAGCAUUAAAAAGAGAAAAUGUUCAAUUAUUGUCUAUGCUUGGUACACUUGAUAUAGUUUAUGGUUGUUUAUUACAAUAUAUAUUUUUUCGACUCACCAGAUCUUGGAUGUUUUAUAUCGGAGCUUCAUUUAUUGUUACAUCAGCGAUUAUACUUUCAAUAGAUACUUAUCUAACAAACAAAAAAUCAGAAAAAAGAGAACCAAAACAAUAA